ACCCGCGACCACCACAGCUCAUCAAUUGCUUGAACCGAUUCUAUUGUAAAUCCAAUACAACUGCUACAAGAGCUCGCAUUAUAUAUCGCCCACCAAAACAACCCCAACACGCUCUAUACACCCGAACAAUGGCUUCCGAAAACCCCACCAAGAGACUCAAGACCGAUGCGCCCUUGAUCGGAACGCACAAUGGCCACUUCCACGCCGACGAAGCCCUCGCCGUGUCCAUGCUGCAGCUGCUCCCUGCCUACCGCGACUCGCAGCUUGUCCGCACCCGCGACCCUGCCGUUCUGGCCGAGUGCCACACGGUGGUAGACGUGGGCGGCGAGUACGACGACAACAGCAGGCGCUACGACCACCACCAGCGUGGCUUUGACGUCGUCUUCCCCGGCCACAAGACCAAGCUGUCCUCUGCGGGGCUCGUGUACAUGCACUUUGGCAAGGACAUCAUCACUGCCGUCACCGGACUGCAGGGCCCUGACCGCGACCUGCUUUACGAGAAAAUCUACACCGACUUCAUCGAGGCCUUUGACGCCAAUGACAAUGGCAUCAACGUCAUUGCCCCCACGGACCUUGAGAAGGCGGGGCUCGCGAAGAAGUUUGAGGACCGCGGGUUCAGCAUUGCCAGUGUGGUGAACCGCUACAACUAUGGCCCCAAGUCGCCCCUCUCGGACGAGGCCAAGACGCCCGAGGCCAAGCAGGCCGAGGAGGACAGCCGCUUCAUGACGGCCUCUCGCUUUGUCGGCGAGCAGUUCCGCUACGAGCUCGUUGACCGCGCCGAGUCGUGGCUCCCUGCCCGCCACCAGGUCAAGCAAGCCUAUGACAGCCGCCUCAAGUACGAUGCGCAGGGACGCAUCUUGGUGCUUCCUGAAGGCAUGCCCUGGGCCGAUCACCUGUACAUGCUGGAGAAGGAGACGCCACAGCCCGAGGGUGUUGCUCCUCAGGUUCUCUAUGUGCUCUUCCCUGAAGACAAGCCAGAGGGCAAGUGGCGCAUUCGUGCGGUGAGCAAGGAGAACGGCGGCUUCGAGAACCGCAAGGACCUUCCAGACGCAUGGAAGGGCGUCCGGGACGAGCAAUUGGACCAGGUAUCAGGUAUCCCUGGCUGCGUCUUCGUCCACGCCGCCGGCUUCAUCGGAGGCAACAAGACGUUUGACGGUGCCUUGGCAAUGGCACAGAAGGCGCUGGAGCUGUAAGAGGUGGCGGCAUGCGGGGCUGGAUUGAGGGGCUGGAUUGAGGGGUUUGGAUAAGCAGCGAUAGUUGCUUCUACUUUGCAUAGCAUCGUCUGGCGUUUUGGGCUACAUAUCAAAAGUUAUGAUACCAACCAUGUAGAUAGAACAGCAUGGUAGAUAGGAUUACGAAAAUGUCGUGAUUGCACCAUCGUCGAUGGUGAGUAUAU
Molecule: messenger RNA, 1396 nt
Organism: Bipolaris maydis ATCC 48331
Lineage: Eukaryota; Fungi; Ascomycota; Dothideomycetes; Pleosporales; Pleosporaceae
Source: RefSeq, a predicted model, not a curated record